Molecule: messenger RNA, 1929 nt
Organism: Anopheles cruzii
Lineage: Eukaryota; Metazoa; Arthropoda; Insecta; Diptera; Culicidae
Gene: fidipidine
Product: coiled-coil domain-containing protein 93
Exons: 8
Coding region: 51-1859 (602 amino acids)
Biological process (GO): Golgi to plasma membrane transport
Source: RefSeq, a predicted model, not a curated record
UUCGUCUCAAUUGUUUUCCACUUGUAGAGGAAACAAAACAAUAGUGCGGUAUGGCAGCGAAAAACAUUUUCUCGAAGCAUCUCCCCAACGUAAAGCUUGCCACCCGGUUUGACGCCGAUGGAAACGAGAUUCAGGUCGAAAAACGCGAGGAUGAAGAGCAAAAGCGAAAAGAGCAGAAUAUUAUCGAAACGCUGGUAACGGCCGGAUACUACCGGGCGCACAUACAGGGACUUUCUUCGUUCGAUAAGAUCGUCGGCGGAAUGACUUGGUGCAUCGAAGCAUGCGACUACGAUGUCGACGUCGAUCUUCUGUUCCACGAGAACCUCACCAUCGGGCAGAAAAUCGCCCUAACGGAGAAGAUUGUCGCCGUUUUGCCCCGGAUGCAGUGCCCGUUUCUAAUUGAGCCGCACCAAAUCCAGGGAUUUGACUUCAUCAACAUUUUCCCGGUGGUCCAGUGGCUCGUGAAGCGCUCGGUGGAGAACCGGAGCAAAAAGGCAGACACUUUGCGCAAGCUCGCGGCCACUCAGUUCCAGAACCAUUUCACACUCGCUACCGACCAGGAGUUGCAGCGCUUGCGGGUAAAACAGCUGGCCAACUUGCGUGCCGUCGAAGCGAAGUAUCCUCCGAAACGGGCGUUCAGGCUACGUAAAGCGGCCGGCGGUGGUUGGGUACCGGUGCGACCAAAAGAUACUCCGGAAGUUGACGAGGAUCACGCCCAACUCGGUUCGGGUGGAGUGAUGGACGAAUCGGAAGCGGAGAUACCGUUGUCGUCGCUGGAACAAGAGUUCGAUUUUGAAGUUUUGUUUAAAAGUUUAGCCCGAGAGCACAAUCUACCGGCGGAACUGUCGGAAAUGGAUUACGCAGCGUUAACCCGAAGGUACGAUGAAUUUAGACAACAAGCAGCCGGUUCUUCCAACGCACCGUCACUGUCCGAACGGAAUGCCAUCAAAAAGCGCCUAACGGAGAAGCUGGCCCUCGAAAAGGAGGUCGAACAGGCGCGGGCAGAGUGUGCCCAGGUUCAGGCAACCGUGAAGGACGAAAAAAGGCGCCUGCAGGAAGCGAAGGAUCAAAACGAGAGCCUCAAGGAAGAGAUACGGAAUCUGGACAAUUUGGAAAUAAGCGAGGAGCAUCAAAAAAUAUUGGAUCACGUUAAGCAGCUCGUGCUGAAGAAUGAAAACAUGAAGAAACAGGAAACGCUCUUCAAAGAGAACUGUAAGAAGGAGUUGGCCGAGAUGCAGGAGAAGAUCGAAAAAGCCGAAAUCUCGACACCGGAUGAUGACAUGCGGGAAUUACAGCGACAGCUGGAGAUGGAACAGGAGCGCCUCAAAUCGCUUCGGCUUCAGUUGGCCAAAAAGAACCGUGCCUAUGUUUCGAUCAAUCGCCAGCUAGACAACAUUCCCGAUCGUACCGAGUUGGCACAGUAUCAACGGCGGUUCCUCGAGCUGUACAAUCAAGUGGGUGCUAAGCACCGCGAGACGAAACAGUUUUACACACUCUACAACACGCUGGACGACACAAAGCUGUACCUCGAGAAGGAGAUGUCGCUUCUCAAUUCGAUCUACGAUAAUUACGCCAGUGCCAUGCAAACGCCCCACAUGCGCGAGCAGUUCGUCCAACAGUUCGAUACGAUCGUCGAAGGAAUCCGGGCGACGAAGACAAAGCUGCGCAAGAAGUGUGAUGAAGAGCGGGCGAAACGCGACGCGCUUAACGGCCAGCUGCAGUGUUUGGUGGAACAGCAGCGGAAAUACGCGGCUACCGUCAAACAGCUAACAUUAGAAUGCCAACGGAACGAGGCACUAAUGCAGCACCUGAAAGUGUUGAAAAAUAGUACGCCAUCCGGAAGUCAGCCACAACCUUAACUUCAGUGCACAUUCUCUUUAGCCUUAGGCGCACAUAGUGGACGAAUUAAAAUAUACUCUCGCGAUUUAA